CCUGACCAGGUCUCGCCGCCGCCUUCGCCCACUACGAACCACCCGGUUCCCUUCCAUCCCACCAACCAAUCUCUCGACACCCACGUCACGAUCGUCAUUUAAUUCCUCCCCUCCCCCCCAACUGGCCUUGCGGCUUUUUUCAUUUCACCACCUCACGCUCGGCUGCAUCGGUCGCUCGUCGGUCUGUCCCCCAACAACCCAUCGGGCCUUCUCUCUCACACCCACGGCCCUUCCCCCAUCGUCUGAAGGGCAACCACCCACCCAUCCUAUCUCAACCCCAUCGUCCACCGAUUACUAGCACCAGCCAUCAUGCCGGCCGCCAGCUCUGCCAGCUCCACCACAAACGGUCGCUCCAGCCGAUCGGGGGCCUCCAAGAAGAUCCUCGUCCUCAAGCUGUCCUCCGAUCUGUUAAGUCAGUUCGUGACGCCGCCGCCCGAGGUAAAGGACCGGAAGAGCAAACGGGCCAGCGUCAGCAACGUUGAAUCCCCCGUCAAGAUCAGGGAGCAUUCGUCCCCGGCCUCGUCAUCAGCCGAACCACCCAUCGCUCCGUCCUCCGUGGACAAUGCAUCCGACGCUGCCUCGACCCCCGCGGCGGGCACCUCUGCUGCAGACACACCUCGUCGCAAAGGUGUUCCUGGCCCUAAGCCAGGCACCAAGCGAGGCCUGCAUCAGACGAGUGAGACUACCCCCAAGCCAAGAGGCAAGCCGGGCCCGAAGAAGAAGCCUAGAUUGGAUGACGGCACCGUCGACCAUGCCAAGUUGGUGGCUAGCCACAAGCUCGGUCCCAAGGCCAACCUGGGCGCAAUCAAUGCCGGUCUGCGUGCUCUAGAUCGUACGGGGGCCCCGUGCCGUCGCUGGGAACGCAAGCCGCUCCAGCUGAAGAGCUUCACGGGCAUCCAAUGGAUCUUGCCAUCCUGGCGAACUCCCCGGCCCCUGAAGUCGGAGGAGAACGACGAGGCCAAUGGGAUGGCUCUCGAGACGGGCGACAGCGACAGCAAGGCCAACCAGAGUGCCAGCGGCGUCCCCAGCGAGAAGAGUACCGGCGAAGGGGAUCUCACACCGGCUCCUCCCAACCUCACCGAGGCCUCGUCCCCCGCCAUUGCCAUGGCUGCUUGAUGGGUCUCUCGAUCCACCCACAUAUCGUCCUUCUUCCUGUACAUUAUUUUCGACACUACUACCUUUAUUCCCUUGACACUCUGGUGAUGCACUGCAAUGCUCUUGUUUUUCUUUUGUUACUGGAUUUGGCGUUAGGUCUAGGACGGUCACCGGACUUUUCAGCGGGUCACUCGCAUCAGGGAUGUACUUCAGGCUCUGGCACGGGGAUGGGAAGGUGCUUAUCCUGCACAUUUGAUGGGCUUUCUUUGCGAUCUUUUGUUUGCUGUGUUCGCUUACUAUCUACCUCUGUUCUGUAUCAGUAGAGAUGCCGGGGACGGCUUUGGGUGCUCUGCGCAGGGUCUGACGGACCCGGGUUGGGAUGUUUUCCGCGAUUGGAAGCACGUCGGCACAUGGAUACCAAUCUGGACUGGAAUACCAACAUGCGUUGUUCAACAUGGAAUUGAAGAAAGAUUCAGCAGCGCCCUGCAGCACGUGCUCGACCAAUUUUUUCUAGCGG
Molecule: messenger RNA, 1612 nt
Organism: Aspergillus ibericus CBS 121593
Lineage: Eukaryota; Fungi; Ascomycota; Eurotiomycetes; Eurotiales; Aspergillaceae
Exons: 2
Coding region: 310-1116 (268 amino acids)
Biological process (GO): chromatin remodeling
Cellular component (GO): Ino80 complex
Source: RefSeq, a predicted model, not a curated record